Molecule: messenger RNA, 924 nt
Organism: Spea bombifrons (plains spadefoot toad)
Lineage: Eukaryota; Metazoa; Chordata; Amphibia; Anura; Pelobatidae
Product: taste receptor type 2 member 40-like
Exons: 1
Coding region: 1-924 (307 amino acids)
Biological process (GO): detection of chemical stimulus involved in sensory perception of bitter taste; G protein-coupled receptor signaling pathway; sensory perception of taste
Cellular component (GO): membrane
Molecular function (GO): G protein-coupled receptor activity; bitter taste receptor activity
Source: RefSeq, a predicted model, not a curated record
AUGUCUAGUGUCACAGAUGUUCUUGAUAUCAUUGACAUUGUUGCUUUCCUAUGUACUGUCCCAGGAAACAUCUUCAUCCUUGUUGUAACUCUAAAGGAAUGGUUCAAGAACAAGAGACUUUGUGUAACUCAUCAGCUAGUCCUUGGAAUCGUUUUUUGCAAUAUCUUGAAUGGAUUUCUGGAAAACAUUUUUUACAUUUAUGAACUCACUACAGACGAUACCAUCAAUGAAGAUUUGUAUUUGUUUCUCGUAUUUUUAUUGAUGUUCUGCAACCUCUGGUUUACUACUUGGCUCUGUGUCCACUUUUGUCUUAAAACCGUUGACAUCAACCAAAGAGUCUACAUUUACCUGCGAAGGAGGUUUCACAAGAUGCUUCCAUGGAUUCUCUUUUCAUCUGUGAUUGGGAGUAUCUUGUUCAGUAUUCCCCUUAACUGGUAUAAGGUCAAUGGAUCAUCUCAGAACUUGACACUUAAUGGUUUUUCUCAUAACGUGUCUCUAAAUAAUGUGUCGGAGAACAGUUGUUACUACUGUAAACUUGCCGUGAAUUGCAUAUUCAUCCUUGGGGCCUUUAUCUUGUUCUUUAGUGCGGCUUUGACAAGCAUACUGUUUCUCCGCAGACACAUGAAGCGCGUCCGAGAUUAUGCUGAAGGUUCCGGUCUCUCCAGUAUAGAAGCUCAUGUCCGUGCAGCCAGAACAUUAACCUCCAUUUUGAUCCUUAAUAUCUUAUAUUUUAUUGCCAUGGUUUGUUAUGUAGUAGAAGGACCCAGUGCUAUCACUACAUACCUGUUUUUUAUCCUGGUCUCGGUUUGUGAUGUUAUUUGCGCCAUCAUCUUAAUAAAAGGAAUCAAGACGCUGAAUAAGGCGCUAGCAGACAGUUUAACAUUCUGUCUUUGCGUAGAGACCAAUAGCCCCAGCAUUUCUUAG